AUGGAUUCCUUCCCUCGCGAUUUGUCGGUGGACUUGGAUCCAAAAGAAUACAAAAAGACCACAACCUCAGAGAUGAUCGAGAAUGUAUCCCCGGCCAGGGGAAACGAUGGGCCCAAGGAAGGUGCCUGUGCCUCCGCGAAGAAAAACCCCAAGGUCAUUAUGUAUAGCAUUGGUGCUUGCGCGAGCUCAAUGCUUUGGGGUUUUGAUAUCGGGGUCAACUCUAUAUCUGUCUCAUUGCCAGGGUUCAAAAUGGUAUUCGGCUACGAAUAUCAAGGCGAACUUCUGAUCUCCGCAACUUGGAAUUCCCUCUGGACGGCCAUGAGCUCGCUUGGGAUGUUGAUUGACCGUGGUGGUAGAAGAAUUGGGUUUGCCGUGGGAGCUGCAGUUUCAUUGUUGGAUGUUGGUCUCGAAUACGCUGCCGACGGUCCGGGUAUGCUUCUGGCUGGAAAGAUUAUCAAUGGCAUUGCUUUGGGGUUUUUCCUGACUCUCAGUUCCGUCUAUGCGUCCGAGAUUGCCCCAACUCCAUUGCGCCCGUCAUUAACUGCAGCGGUCAAUUUGUUUAUUAACGCUGGUCAGCUCACUGCCAUCGCCAUUGGAAAUACCCGCUUUGCUAUAUUGAGCUCGGCAUCUUAUAAGGUUUUGUUUGCGGCACAGUGGGCUUUUCCUUGCUUUAUCGGCUUAUACGCUCUUUUCAUGCCCGAGAGCCCCUGGUACCUUUGUCGAAAGGGUCAUAUCGAUGGAGCAAAGAAGAGCCUGCAAAGACUACAUCCGGAGUCUACCGACACUUCCUUAAUUCUGGAGGAAAUCCAAGCUUCCAUUGCCGAGGAACAAGCAGUGGCUGAAAGUCAAAAGGAUGCCUCCUAUGCAGAUUGUUUCCGAGGCACUGAUUGGCGCAGAACAAGAAUCUCUUGUGGCAUGUUUUGUGUUCAACAGGCAACGGGUAUCGCGUUCUACUCUCAAGCAUUAUAUUUUCUGGGUAUCUCCGGACUUCCGGUUAGCUUUACCUUCAAAUUAGCACUUGGAGGCUUUGGUGUGGCCAUGUUUGGAAAUAUUGUUUCAUGGUUUAUCAUGAACUAUAUUGGCCGUCGACCACUUUUGUUGACAGGGAUCGCUCUCAAUGCGCCCUUGCUGUUAUCGGUCGGCGUGGCUGGAUGCUUCUCCAGCAUGGCCGCCCUAUACUAUGUAGGGUAUGUCAUGAACUUUGCUCAACUGUUCUAUGCCCCUACCGUAGGUGCAGUGAGUUGGACGAUCAGUGCCGAGGUCAGCUCCAUCAAACUUCGAGCCCAAACGCAAAGUCUUGCCAUGAUGACGAAUGCUUUGGUUAGCUGGAUCAUGAAUUUCAUUUCACCCUAUUUAAUCAACACAGAUAGCGCUGACUUGGGUGGUAAAUCUGCAUUUGUAUGGAUGGGUCUCUCUUUUCUAAGUCUGGUGUGGGCGUGGUUUGAGGUUCCAGAGUUCAAGGGUCGCACUUUCAAUGAACUGGAUGGGAUGUUCGCUCAGAAAAUACCAACCAGACAGUUUAAGAAGCAGGCAGCGGAGAUGAGUCGGGAUUGA
Molecule: messenger RNA, 1554 nt
Organism: Penicillium odoratum
Lineage: Eukaryota; Fungi; Ascomycota; Eurotiomycetes; Eurotiales; Aspergillaceae
Exons: 6
Coding region: 1-1554 (517 amino acids)
Biological process (GO): carbohydrate transport; transmembrane transport
Cellular component (GO): membrane
Molecular function (GO): carbohydrate:proton symporter activity
Source: RefSeq, a predicted model, not a curated record